GCCUGCAUCAUAUGCAAAUAUUAAGCAAGGGGCCAUUGAUCCAUACGGCCAGUUCAUCGAUCGCUUGUCUGCAGCUUUAAAAGAUGCCCAGGAUUUACCCGCAGAAGUGCAGGAACAUCUAUUUCAUUCCCUUGAUUUUGAAAAUGCCAACACGCACACCAGGACUGUAUUAGCUUCCCUUCCUCAAGGCUGUGCAGUUGAUGAGAUGUUAGUAAGGGCAACCAGAGUGCAACAGAACAACCAAACAGCAGCGUUCACAGCUGCUGUGCAGAAUGCAAUGCAGCAACAGGGACAUAUCAUUGCAGCUGCAUUGACAAGAAGAAAUGUCAGCCAUUCCAGCAGCAACAGAAGACCAGAAUCUGGCAUUGUUUGCUUCCGCUGUGGUGAUACAGGCCAUUUCAAACGAGCCUGUCAAAAGACUGUGUGGUGUCACAAAUGUAAUGCAGACACCCAUGCCACUGAAGCUUGUAGGAAGCAGGGAAACUUCAAAACCAGGGCGCUAACGCAGUGCGCCAGGACACAAAUCAACGCCUUGACCCACAAGACCCUGAAAGUGGUUUCCUAGUUAAGAACAGGCCUGCCACAUGGGGAAGCCUUGGCGUGGAUGUAACAACAGCAGAAGAAGUCACCUUACAAGACAAAGAGGUAACCCUGAUUUCCACCAAUGUAUAUGGACCAAUGUACAGCACAAUCUCUUUAGUUGGAGGUUUAUUGCUUGGAAGAUCCUCCACAGGCAAACAAGGUGUGAUUGUGAUUCCGAUGCAGAUUAUACCGGACAAGUGAAAAUAAUGGCUUAUGCUUUGCAACCACCUGUGACCAUUCCAAAAGGGAGCAAAAUUGCUCAAAUUAUCCCAUUUGAAAACAUUUUGCCACAUCGUCAGCAGCCAAGAGAACCAGCUGAAAAAGAGAGAGGAGAUGGAAGCUUCGGAUCAACUGCCCACUAUGUCCUUUUUACUAUAAGCCUGAAAGAUCACCUGCGCAUCACAGUGAAAUUACAAUGUGGUAACCAGAUCAUCACUCUAUCACCACUUCUCAACACGGGCGAAGACAUUUCCAUCAUCAAUCAAAUAUCCGGGCCAUCUGAUUGGCCUUUGCAGUCUCCCUACACCCAUGUUGUAGGAGUGGGCAGAAUGAGUGUUCCCUCAAUGAGGGCAGACCCUAUCAGUAUCAUCUUUAAGGACAAUCAAGUCAUCAUGACUCAACCCUACAUUAUGCUUUUGCCCGAAGAACUUCCAGUAUUGCUAGGCAGAGAUGUGCUAUCUCAGCUGGGCAAGGUUCUAACCACUGACCAGCAUUUUCUUUGAUGGCCACUGCAGAGAAGCCACCCAUUCUGAAAAUCACCUGGUUGACUGAAACUCCUGUAUGGGUCGAGCAGUGGCCAAUGAUAGAAGAAAGGCUGCAAAUUACUAAACAAGUGGUACAACAGCAACUUGAAGCUGGACACAUUCAGCCCUCAGUGAGUCCAUGGAACACACCAAUUUUUGUUAUCCCUAAAAAAUCAGGAAAAUGGAGGUUAUUACAUGAUCUCCACAAAGUCAAUGAGCAAAUGCAGGCAAUGGGUUCUUUACAGCCAGGCUUGCCAGCACCAUCUAUGAUACCUCAAGGGUGGAACAUCGUAAUCAUCGAUUUAAAAGACUGCUUCUUCACCAUCCCACUUCAUCCACAGGACACUCAACGCUUUGCCUUCACCGUGCCAUCUGUCAACAGAGCAGCCCCAGCACAGUGACAUGGAUGGACUGUAUUGUCCCAGGGGGGGAGAAACUCACCGACCAUGUGGCAGUUGUUUGUUGAUUGGGCCUUGUAACCAAUUCGCCAGCAUUUUUCCAGUGCAAUGAUUUAUCAUUAUGUUGAUGACAUUCCUAUUGCCACCAAACAACCAUUGGCAGAAAUGGAUUUAAACUGGUUGAUUGUACAAUUGAAACAUCGUGGACUGACUGUAGCCCCAGAAAAAAUACAGUGGUCUGCUCCUUGGAAAUAUUUAGGCUAGCUGAUCACAAAUGCACAAAUUCACCCACAGAAGAUCACUUUACACACCAGCAUUUCCACCUCGCAUGAUGCCCAGAGACUUUUUGGAGACCUACAGUGGGUUCGUACCAUUGUAGGAAUCACCAAUGAUGAUUUACAACCAUUUUUAUCUUGGCUUCAUGGUGGUGAUGCCAGCAGCCCCCGAAAGUGCACCCCCGAAGGGCAAAGAGCUUUGGUUCAGGUAUCAGAAAAGUUACAAUGUGGUUGGAGUGCUCGCCGCGUAGAGCAUCUUCCACUGUCACUUUUCCUUUCCAACGCUGAUGCCUGUCCAUUUGUCAUUGUUUUUCAAUGGCAAAAGAAAAAGGGGGAAGGCCAGUCUAGGUUUGGUUCAACAGCAAAUGUGUUGGAAUGGGUGUUUUUACCUGUGCAACCAAAGAGCUGUGUCAUGACCGGAACAGAUGCCCUUGCUGCAUUGAUAAAAAAGGGCAGAGAUAGGAUUGUGGAGAUAGAUGGAAAGGAACCAGCAGAUAUCAGUGUUCCUGUGAGAAGUGAAGAUUUAGAGUGGAAGCUGAGACAUUCUGUUGCAAUGCAAGAAGCAUUGUUGGGUUUUACAGGUGUGGUUCACAACCAGCAGCCAAAAGGCCCAAUGUGGACUCUGGUCACGCGCUACCAGUGGCUAGAGAGACCUUUGUGCUCCUUGACACCAGUUAAAGGAAGAACAGUGUUUACUGAUGCCGGUCGAAAAACAAGAUGGGCUGUGUGUGUGUGGCAACAGCAAGGAGAAUGGAUGCAACGUUUACUUAAGAGUGAAGCAGGAGACAGUCUGCAAACCCUUGAACUGAGGGAAGUGUGUUGAGCUUUGCAAACCUGGAACAACGAACCACUCAAUGUUGUUUUGGACUCUUUAUAUGUGGUUGGAGUCGUGCAAAGAAUUGAGGACACACUCAUCAAGACCACCCAAAAUCAGCGCCUUCAAGAACUGCUUUUGCAAUUAAGAAGUGCACUGAAACAGCAUCAGAAUGCCUUUUGUGUCAUGCACAUUUGCAGCCAUCUUUGCAACAGUGGUUUAGGAGAAGGCAAUGCACAAGCAGAUGCUGCAGUCAGUUGCGUUGCCCAUGUCCCUCCAUGUUGCAGCCGUGAGGCUUGGUAGGCCUCUCUGGCGGUCAGUCGCCUAAGGGCAGAAAUGCCUAGUCAUGGUGACUAGGCCAAAAUAACCCUUCUCCCGCGCUUGGACCCUCUGUUAUCUCCCUGUAAGACAAUAGGUCACUUUCUACCCCGACUCAUACCACUGGACACCUUUUCAAAACCUCGGUACCCUAUAAAAACCCCACUUUCCCCCAGCUCAGUAGGAACUGCUGUCCCUGGAACCCUUCACGGAAGAAGCUAAUAAAGAUUCAUCUGUGGAACUCCAUACAGCGCUUCUCCUCUCUCUCCCUUGUGUCUGCCAAGACACCUUAGCAAGCUUAUGAGCUGAGAAUCACUGCAAAAGAGCUGAUCACUGCUAAGAGCUGAAUAUCACUAUAACUAAGCUUGCUAAGUGUUGCCUGUGCCUGGGAGCUUUGCCGGAGUUGCUUGGACAGGGGGCUAUGUAGGUGCACCCCUAACCAGGACCAACCAAGGCAGCCGAGACACCGACUGAAGCUACCGGGGAAAAACAAAACCUGGCGAACCAACGUGGGUGAAAAACCCCUGGAGAGCAGCCUUCACCACGAAGACUUACUGCCUUGGUUCGCUAAGAGUCCUUCUGAAGAUAACUUCUCCGUUACAGAAGAAUUUCUCUGCAGAAGGCGUCUGACGACCCUCCCAGUCCAGCCCUGAGGAGUCAGAUGUGGGCAGACCACCCUACCAGCAGCUUUUGACCAACAUUCGGCUGAGGAAAGCCUUAUCCCUGUCCAGAGAUGAAAACUGGUGCUCUCCUCACUUCUGUUUGGAUGCUCUUCACCGUACCUUAUGCCUGCGGCUGGAUUAGCCCACAGCCUAGCCAUAAUGUUUGGGUAACCUUGGCAAAAACAUUGAAACAGGAUAGCAUGUGGUUAUCCAUGGGCAGCGUUGAUAACCCACUUUCCACAUGUCUAGUAGGGAUUCCUUUCGUAGCAGAUGACUGACCCGUCUAUAACUCUGAGCUCCUCCGCACCACAGGUAAGAGACCCAAUGCAGUAGAUACUUGGGAUGAUUGGACAAAAAUGUUACCUAAUGCCCUAGAGGAUCCCCAAGAAUUGGACUUGCUGGGGUCCACCAAAGCAACAUACUGUGUCAGAUUUUACUAUAGACGCCCAAGGAAUAAUGGGCCAGAAAUUAACCAGUUAAAAAACACAUACAGAAAAGACAUAUCACCCAUUAACAAAGCCUAUAACUAUCCGGAUUGGUGCAAUUACACCACUCGCGUGAUAUCUGUAUCCUGUCUCCAUCCCAAAGUACUACCCAAAGGGAUGUUUCUCAUCUGUGGUGACCGAGUAUGGGCUGGGAUCCCCUCACACCUCCAGGGAGGUCCCUAUAGCCUUGGGAGACUUUCUACCUUCACACCAAAUAUUACCUUGUUACAUAAUUGGAAAAAAGAAAGAGAAGCAAAUCGCCACAAAAGAUCCUAUACGGAAUUUGACGAAAGCUGUGAUCCCAAAUUAUACAAUUGGAAUGAACCAAAAAGAAUUGCUGUCUCCCUAUUCUUACCAUGGGUAGCUGCAGCUAAGGCCCUUAGUGAAAUAAAUCACCUAGGCUGCUGGCUUAGUAAGCAAGCCAACGCUACAUCUGCUGCCCUGAGUGAUCUUUUAAAAGAUGAGGAAACCACAAGACAUGCAUCUCUCCAGAACCGCGCUGCGAUUGACUUCUUGCUGCUCGCCCACGGACACGGAUGCCAAGACUUCGAAGGGAUGUGCUGCUUCAAUCUCUCGUCACGCUCAGAAUCCAUCCAUGCAAACAUCCAAAAACUGAGAGAACUUGUGAAGGACUUAAAAAUAGAAAAGAACCCAGACUGGGUCAAUGACCUUUUUGGUCAAUGGGGAUUAACAGGAUGGGUUGCAUCUCUUGUUAAGGGAAUUCUGUGGAUUUUCAUUGUAAUUGUCAUUGUAUUAGUUAUGUUCUCAUGCCUUGUCUAUUGCUUUAAAAGAACUAUAGGGAACGCUUUUUUAUUAAAUACAGAAAGUGUAAUUGUUGCAGCCGUGAGGCCUGGUAGGCCUCUCUGGCGGUCAGUUGCCUAAGGGCAGAAAUGCCUAGUCAUGGUGACUAGGCCAAAAUAACCCUUCUCCCGCGCUUGGACCCUCUGUUAUCUCCCUGUAAGGCAAUAGGUCACUUUCUACCCCGACUCAUACCACUGGACACCUUUUCAAAACCUCGGUACCCUAUAAAAACCCCACUUUCCCCCCAGCUCAGUAGAAGUGCUGUCCCUGGAACCCUUCACGGAAGAAGCUAAUAGAUUCAUCUGUGGAACUCCAUACGGCGCUUCUCCUCUCUCUCCCUGUGUCUGCCAAGGCACCUUAGCAAGCUUAUGAGCUGAGAAUCACUGCAAAAGAGCUGAUCACUGCUAAGAGCUGAAUAUCACUAUAACUAAGCUUGCUAAGUGUUGCCUGUGCCUGGGAGCUUUGCGGGAGUUGCUUGGGCAGGGGGGUACGUAGGUGCACCCCUAGCCAAGAACAACCAAGGCAGCCGAGACCGACCAAAGUUACCGGGAGAAAAACUAAACCUCCAGAAAACAAAUUUGUGAGGGCUCGCGACAGCCAUGAGAAUUUCCAUCACAAUGCUAGGGCUCUGCUCCGACAAUUCCAGAUUUCCCUGAAUGAUGCACAGGGGACUGUGCGUGCCUGGCCUCAAUGUAGUCAUCAUGGGCCAGGCCUUGGCCUGGGCAUGAACCCAAGGGGGAUGAAAGCUUUAGAAUUGUGGCAGAUGGAUGUAACUCAUGUUCCAGAAUUUGGGAGAUUGAAAUAUGUCCAUGUCACUGUUGAUACUUAUUCUAAAUUUAUCUGGGCCACAGUGCAGUCAGGUGAGAGAGCUUUGCAUGUUGAAAGACACCUGACUGUUUUGCAGUGAUGGGAGUGUCUGUAGAAAUUAAGACCGACAGUGGUCCAGCCUAUGUCAGUCAGUGAAUCGCUAAAUUUAUGCAGAAGUGUGGAGUCAAGCAUACCACCGGAAUCCCUCACUCCCCCACUGGUCAAGCCAUCGUAGAAAGGGCUAAUCAGAUGCUGAAAGAAUAUCUAGCAAAGCAAAAACAGAGUGAUGAAACUGACGUAACUAGUCGAUGAUCCAAGGUACUGUUCACUUUAAACUAUUUGUGCCUAGCAGAAGGAAGAGCCUGCAGUUGUCAUUCAUCACCAUGCAGUGAAAGAAGGAAGACCACAAGCGAUUCCAGGACUUUAUAUGUAUCACAAAAACAUGCAAACGGGCAAAUGGCAGGGACCGAGUCCUGUGUUGUUCAAUGGUCGUGGUUAUAUGUGUGUUUCCACAGGAGAAGCAGGACCUGUUUGGGUGCCGAGCCGAUUUACCCGUGCAUGUCCACAGUCAGAGAUACCAGCUAACAGUGAUAACCACAGUGACAGCAGUGACUUACCUGGAGCACCUUGUGAAGACCCUGAGACUGCUGAAAAUUGACUUUUGAAUUAGAAAAAAACCCAACAAAACAGUUAUACUGUUGCCAUGAAUUUUCCUGGUUUGCUGAGCGUUCAUAUUAAAGGAGAAAUGUGCAGUUUCUCACGCUGGUGAAUUGUAAACACAGGACCAUGUUUUGUAAAUAUUGGCAAUGUUAUGAAUUCUUUCUCCAAGAGAAGGGGAGGUUGAAUGACAGCCUCCUGGGCCAAUGUGAUGGAGAGGUGGCGAUACCCUUCUCCAAUCCAUGGUCACCUUGCCAGAGGUAUAUAAUGGCAAAUAAACUGAGGGGCAGGCCUCCUGCCCUGCAUGCUCUGAUGCACCCAGAUCUGUGUCUCCAGUCUGUUUUCUGGUUAGGCCUCCACGGUGAUAUUAUACAGUUACAGUUAUAAGACUAAGUUUAGCGAUAAGUCAUUUUUAGGAUUUAAGAUUAGGUAAUAGUGCCUUAAUAGAAAGAGGAUCAGGAAUGCUUGUAAUUGACCCAAGACAAAAUAUGUGGGUCACUUGGGCCAAUCGGAGUAAACAAGAUUCAUUUUGCUUGUCUUUAGCUACACCAUCAAAUCCUUUUGGGACUUGCUUGAUUGGAGUCCCAGUAGACUCCAUUGUUGGGAAGGAUGAAGUAGAAAGACCUUGCAAAUAUGGUGGUUUAGAUUCUGGGAGUCUGAGUUCAACAAGCGAGAUAGAAAUGAAAGCAUGCUUUGAGAUUUAGGGUGUGGGGUGCAGGGCCAUCAGCUUGUGAACAAUGACCUGCUAAGCUGAGGGCCAGCCCCCUUGAUUAAACAAUAUACUUCUGCUAAGCUGAGGGCCAGAUCGUUUGAUUAAACAAUCCCCUUCUGCUUGCCUUGGGUGGUGGGACAUUUCUAUUGGCUGUAUAUGUUGUCAUCUUGUAUUAGAUUGGUUGGUCCAACUCAUACUCUUCAACUUAGAAAGAUAUUUAAUGUACGGGAUUCGUGGCUCGCUCUCUCUCGGCUCGGUUCGCUGUUCCUGCUCUCCUGGCCUGCUUUAGCUGUGCCUAGCAGCUGCAAGCAAGGCCUUCACAAUAAACCACGUGUUACCCCUGCUCAUUGCUUAUAGAGAUACUUUGUCGCCGGUUCUACCGUCACGGAGAUACUCCUUCACUCCAUGACAGAUUUCAGAACCUGGUCUCAAAUCAAAAUUAAUCCAAAGAGUGUUUUAGGAACGCAAGCUGUUGCCAUUGCGCAGAAUCUUAAAGUUGUUAGUACUGAGCCCCAAGAACUCAAUCUCUUGGGUUCUGUGCCUGGGAAUCACUGUUUGAUCUUUGGGAAUUUUAUCAUAAAUUCAAGCUUGCUAAUUGUAGACAAACAACAACUGAAAAAUGGCAACACUUGGUUGUCUCCCCAGUCCCCAUUGUAUUAUAAUUAUAUCAAGUACUGCAAUGAUUGGACUGAGUCUGUGACGCCAUUGAAAGGUGUUGCAAGAAAAUUACCGCCAGGGAUCUUUCUCAUUUGUGGAGAUAGAGCCUGGUCUGCAGUGCCUCAAGAAGCUAUCGGAGCUCCAUGUUAUUUUGGUAAAUUAACAUUGUUUGCUCCUAGCAUUCAUCAGGUUUUAGGGUUGUCUCGAAAGACCCGAUGAGUCAAACGCAGUAUGUCUCAACUAAGCCCCAACUGUAAAGAUCGAGUUGAGUUAUGGCAACCUGCAGCUGUAAUCUUAGCAUCAUUCUUUGCCCCAGGAGUUGCUUCAGCACAAGCCUUCAUGCAGUUCAAAACUUAGCCUGUGAGACAGGAAAACAAAUUAAUAUAACAUCUACUAAGUGAGCUUGCCAAAGAUGUUAAUGACAUUCGUCAUGCAGUUCUCCAAAACAGAGCAGCAAUUGACUUCCUCUUUUUAGCACAAGGACAUGGAUGUGAAGAAUUUGAGGGCAUGUGCUGCAUGAAUCUAUCAGGCCAUUCGCAAUCAAUUUACAAGCAGCUGUCACAGCUGAAAGAUAAUAUGAGAAAACUUGUAGUUGUAGACACUCCAUUUGACAAAUGGUUCAGAUCAUGGGGUUUUACUGGGUGGAUCAAGGAUUUGAUCCGUUUUGGUAUAGUGAUUCUCAUUGUUAUCAUAGUCAUCUUAAUUAUUGUGCCUUGCUUGUUACUAUGUAUGCAAAAAUUAGUCAGCCGUGCCUUAGAGUCAAUUUGGAUAGCUCAAAAAGAAAAAGAGGGAACUGUAACUGGAUUUCUUAGAGAUCAUGGGCAUGAUGUGUUGUGGAAUGAGAUUUGAGCUAUCCCAAACUGGGCCUCAGAUUUGGGCCUGCUAGGCCUCAGAUUUGGGCCCGUGUAGAAGUAGAUAAGCUUGUGGCGCAGUUAGAAAUUAGGUUAAUGUGUGUGUAUGGACUAGAUGGGACAGUUAGAGUAGAAUCACGGUAGCUGCCUUAAACUGAGAUUGUUUACAUUUUUGUUCACACUGAAUGCCAAUUAGAGUGCACCUGCAAUUGUAAAUUAUUUCACACUGUAUAAAACCAGCCAUUUCGAGAAUAAAGAGGAGAACGUAUGA
Molecule: messenger RNA, 9033 nt
Organism: Prinia subflava (tawny-flanked prinia)
Lineage: Eukaryota; Metazoa; Chordata; Aves; Passeriformes; Cisticolidae
Product: syncytin-A-like
Exons: 2
Coding region: 4149-5159 (336 amino acids)
Source: RefSeq, a predicted model, not a curated record